Molecule: messenger RNA, 128 nt
Organism: Cetraspora pellucida
Lineage: Eukaryota; Fungi; Glomeromycota; Glomeromycetes; Diversisporales; Gigasporaceae
Source: the annotation of a GenBank genome assembly
GUGUCCUAGAACGUCUAUUGGAACAUCUAUAACUUCUUUCACGAGAAGGAGAGUGGGACCUGGACCUGCAUGUGUCGAACGAUGGCUUUGUCGAGGUGGCAUAGAAGGAGAAACUGAUCGAUGUCGAG